Messenger RNA from Brassica oleracea var. oleracea, 1072 nucleotides. RefSeq names its product WAT1-related protein At1g68170-like. The record is from RefSeq and is a predicted model, not a curated record. Gene Ontology annotation, molecular function: transmembrane transporter activity. Lineage: Eukaryota; Viridiplantae; Streptophyta; Magnoliopsida; Brassicales; Brassicaceae. Bases 22 to 1047 code for a protein of 341 amino acids. The transcript has 7 exons. Gene Ontology annotation, cellular component: plasma membrane.
GUGUCCUUGCCAGUGUGGGGAAUGAUGAGUGAAAUGAAGGCAUUAAUCGCAAUGGUAAUUGUCCAAAUUGGUUACGCAGGCCAAGAUAUUCUGUUCAAACUUGUGAUCGAAGAUGGUGUGAACGUCAGAGUUGUUGUGGCAUAUCGUCUCAUCUUUGCCACCAUUUUUAUGUUCCUCCUUGCCUUCAUCUUCGAAAGGAACAAGAGGCCAGAGUUUACAUGGAGGCUUCUUAUCCUGGCAUUUCUUGUGGGGUUAUUCGGCUCGGCAGGACCGAAUAUCCUCUUUGCUGAGGCCCUGGCUAGGACAACAGCUACGUUUAUUUCAACUGCGACCAUACUAGUCCCGCUAGUAACAUUCGUCUUGGCUGCUAUACUUAGAACGGAACACGUACAUCUUGGAUCAAAAUAUGGAAAAGCUAAAGUGAUUGGGACACUACUUGGCGUUGGUGGAUUAUUUUUCUUUGUAUUGUACAAAGGAAAAGAGAUCCAUCUUUGGUCGUCUCGUAUUCAUCUAGGAGGCCGGACACACAGUGAUACAACUCCGAACAUUUCUAUACUUGCGGCCUUUCUUGCUCUAGGAGGCGUAAUCUCUUAUUCCUUUUGGGUUCUAUUGCAGGUUAAGAUAGGUAACGGACUUGGGGGACCUUAUUGGAACACUGCUUUGAUGAACAUGAUGGGGAGCUUGGUGGCUCUUCUUGUGGCUCUUAUUUGGAAACCUGAUUUUGAAGAAUGGAGAUUAGGAUGGGAUAUUAAACUGUUUGCCCGCAUCUUUUCGGGAAUUAUGAUUUCCGGUAUGGCAUUUGCUGUCAUUGUGUGGUGUGUGGACGCUAAUGGACCAGUAUUUGUGUCCAUGUUUAGGCCUGUACGACUAGUGGUUGUUGUCAUCGUCGCAUCACUUAUUUUACAAGAGCCUAUUUAUUCCGGGAGCAUUAUAGGUACAGUCAUUCUUGUGGGAGGACUGUACCUCGUCUUAUGGGCUAAGAAGAAAGAAAUGAAGAGUAUGUCAAAUCCAGUAGAAACAAAUAGGACAGAUCGUAAUGUUGUCUGAUAUAACAACAUCAUGACGUGAGAAU